Messenger RNA from Podospora pseudocomata, 1288 nucleotides. RefSeq names its product chromatin modification-related protein eaf6 (gene EAF6). The transcript is spliced from 2 exons. The record is from RefSeq and is a predicted model, not a curated record. Gene Ontology annotation, cellular component: NuA4 histone acetyltransferase complex. Bases 1 to 897 code for a protein of 298 amino acids. Lineage: Eukaryota; Fungi; Ascomycota; Sordariomycetes; Sordariales; Podosporaceae.
AUGGCAACGGAGAAUACAACAUCUUCGAAUGGAGGAGGCGGAGGCGGAGCUGCUACACCAAAACCUGUGGGGAAUAACGCGACCGCGGGGGGGCAUCAGAACACACCUGUUAAGAACGAGUCGUCUGCCGCAAAUGGACAGUCACAGCAAGCGCAGCAGCAGCAGCAGCAACAACAACAACAGCAACAACAACAACAACAACAACAACAACAACAACAACAACAACAACAGCAACAGCAGCAGCAGCAGCAGCAGCAGCAGCAGGCGGCGGCUGCAGCGGCGGCUGGAAUCCCCUAUUACGAGAAACAACGAGCGCAGCUUAAGGAGUUGUUGGCGAAGAGGAGGGCGCUGGAUAAGAGACUUGCCGCUCAAGAAGAACACAUUUUCCAAAAGGAGACGGAGUACCUCGAAUCAACGCCGCACGGAAACAUCAUCAUUGGGUUCGACAACUAUGCCAAGGGAGGAGGCGGCGCUGGGCAGGGACCAGGCGCUCCUUCGUCUUCUGCUGCGAGGAGAAAGGGCGGUGGUGGAGGUGGUGGUGGGAUGCAAGGGGGGGUGUUGAAUGAUGCCAACAGGGUCUUUUCUCGUAGUUCGAUUUCGUACAAUCUGGCGGCACAGGCUCAGUUGGCUCAACAGCAGGCUGCCGAGGGUGUCACACCGGGUAGUACGCCAGGGCCUACGCCGAUCAGUGGGAGUUUUGCUGGAGGAGACAGUUCAAAGGUUGGGACACCUACUAGUGCUGGGGGUGGGAAUGGGGGGGGGAGUAAGGCGGGGAAGAAGGGGAGCAGUAAAAGGCCAGUAGGAAGAGGGGCGGCGGGUGAUGGGGACGGAGAUAGUGAGACUGAUUCCCGUGAUGCUAAGAAAAUUAGGACUGGCUUUGGGGCGGGGAGGAAGUGAGAUCACUUGAAGAAGGUGGUGAUGAGCAGGGACUGUGUUGUACCAACAUGGAAGUUGUGAUUUUAUGGUAGGAUGGAUGGGAGCGAAUGGCAUGAUACCAAUGGCGUUUCUUUUUUUUUCUUUUUUAUCUGGGCAUGAGGUAUGACCUCAAGAUGCAUAUGGCGUUUACUGGCGGUGUUGACGGCAUUCUUGUACGAGUACUUUUAUAGCAGUUGUCUGAACAAAACAGGAUUGUAUCUUGUCUGGAGGAUCAAGUUUGUGUCGGACAGACUUUUCACGGGGAUUAAAGGUUGCUUUGCAUAUGCUGGACGGGAGGCUUCCUAUCCAGCACCGGGAAUAAGGGCUGGAAUGUUGCAAUGGGGCCCGGAAGGCUCGGAUGUCGAGGUUGGGA